AUGCGUAAUAUUUGGGUCGUCCGUCAUGGUGAAAGAGUGGAUCACGUUAUAAAAGUGAGUUUUUUGAAGCUUUGAAAAAGCUGUCGAAUUGUUGAUUUUCAAUUAUCCUGAGGCAAAAAGCUGUUACAAAUGAUUCUUAAAAAAAGAAAAAAAUGUUUCUGUAACUCUGUUUUUUUACAGUUUUUCACUUUUCGUUCAAAAACAUUGAUAAAACGGCAAAAAGAAAUCGACCCGUGUGAUAAAUGACCUUUACCGAAUAAUUUUAUUAUUUCUUGAUAAAUUUCUUGAAACAAAAACGACCUAAACUUUUAGUAGUUUUAUUUUUGUUCAGAUAUCAACUUAAUUUUCUGAAAAAAAUUCUUAUUUUUUUCGCUGUUUCAGAAUUGGCGGAACACUCCAGACUGCGUCAGAUGGGACGACCCUCCAUUGAGCGAACGCGGUCUGCGACAAGCCGACGAAGUGGGAAAAUUCCUGGCAUCAGAGCCCAUCGAGCACGUCUUCACCUCUCCGUUCACACGCUGCGUCCAAACGACGUCAUCCAUUCUGGCCAACUUCCAUGACGCCCCGAACGUGCGGGUCGAACCUGGAUUUGGCGAGAACCUCAGCUCUUGCGCAGAUCCGCCAGGCCGACCACCCAUGAAGGACAUUCUGGCGAUCCAUUCUUCGGUGGAGGAAGGCUACAAGCCCAUCUACGAAGUCCUGCCAAAAGAACCGCGUCGAGAGGACGGCUGUGCCGAUCGGAUCGACUUCGUCCUUCGCGAGGUGCUCGACAAGUACCCAAACGGUGACAUUCUAAUCGUUUCCCACGGUUCGCCGAUCGCCUCUGUCCACCUUGCAUUGAUCGGCUCUUGGAAUUACGUUGGCCUUUGCACCAUCGGCAAGAUUGUGCAGGACGGCGAGAGUUUCUUCUGCGACUAUUACAAUGAGAAGCAGCAUCUCACUGACAAAACCAACUUGCGGGACCACUUGAACGUCUGACGGCCGCUUUUCCACCUGUUGCAUGCUUUUUUUUUUGGCUUUUCAACUUUUUUUAUUGCUUUAUCCCCCUUCUAGACGUUAUCUUUCUUUUUUAUUUUUUGGCCUUUUAUAUCGAGUACUUCCACUUGACGGGAUUUCGCGGACCUUCUGUUUCCAAUGGAAUCUAUUUGUUAUUUUUCUGGUUCAUCUUUUUCUUUUUUUCAUCUGAAUAAAGGCGACCAAACACAAUUGAAUUGUUUUUCUCCAAAAAAGGUCUUAUGAAUGAAAAAAAAAACUGAAAUCUUGAAUAGAAAUGUGAAUAAUCUGAAGAAGGUUAGUAUAACUUCAGAUCAGAAUUUUGACAUAAAGUUGGACUUUUGAAAAAUGACUCGAAAAUGAUUUUUAUCAGUAAAAGCUCCCAGUUUGAGAAUGAAAAUUUGCUCCAAGCAAAAUGAAUAUCAAAACGAUCAGCGGUGCAAUUCGAGAAAGAAGAAAUAAAGACGUCUUCAAUAUAUUUUUGUAGCAAUGAAAAUUUGCCUUUCCUACACAAUUGGAGCUAGGUAAUUUAACCGAAAGAGAUCAAACAUCCAAUUUUACGCACUCCUCAUUAAGAAGCUCUUUUUUAAGCUUGGUUUCUCGAAGAUGCACUUUUCUCUUCUCCCAAAGGGUAACAAAGUCCAUCCACUUUUUCGGCGAUCGUCAUCCCUCAUAAACUCUGCUCCAUUGUACUUCAGCUAGUCAGACAGCGCGUGGUGCGACUCAAAGCCAUCUUAGGGCAAAACGAAGACUGGCGGCAGCAGACGGCGGCUGUCUCCACGUUUUGUGACCAGCCAUGUGCUGGCGAGAGACAAAAUGCUUGGUCAGAGAGCCCAGGCCAACAUACAAUCGGAGCUGUGGUCAUCAGAGUGA
Molecule: messenger RNA, 1866 nt
Organism: Caenorhabditis auriculariae
Lineage: Eukaryota; Metazoa; Nematoda; Chromadorea; Rhabditida; Rhabditidae
Source: the annotation of a GenBank genome assembly